Galendromus occidentalis (western predatory mite) is the source of this 1225-nucleotide messenger RNA. RefSeq lists its product as uncharacterized. Bases 57 to 980 code for a protein of 307 amino acids. The record is from RefSeq and is a predicted model, not a curated record. The transcript is spliced from 2 exons. Lineage: Eukaryota; Metazoa; Arthropoda; Arachnida; Mesostigmata; Phytoseiidae.
CGUGGAAUACGACGGCGGGCAGAGUUGACCGGAACAGCUCGGAAGUGAUCUGGAAAAUGCAUUUCCUGACUAUUCUAGUUUCGGUCAGCUGUCUGGCCAGUGCGUCGGCCCUUUAUGCUGGGUCGGUCGAGGAGUUUGACGAAAUCGUCAGAAAUCAGCCGUAUGCAAUGGUCGUGAUUUCGAAGAGGAGCGGUUGUCCGUCUUGCGAGCGCUACGAGAAAAUUCUCCAGGAGAACCUCAAGGAAAUGGAGGACAUGUAUCAGUGCUCGCUGACAAUCGUACGUGACAAUGCCGAGCUCGUAGAGCGAUACGGCAUCGAGAGGAUUCCGCGAGUGAUGUUCUUCCGUGAAGGCAUUCCUGCGAUCUACAACUCGCCGGAACUUCUGCCCAGCGAUCUGCUCUACUGGGUUCACAAAGCGCGUGACGCGCGUGUGCAAAUUCUCGACGAUACGAUUUUCGAACAUCUGACCCAGGCUACGACCGGAGCAACCACAGGCGACUGGCUCGUCGCUUUCGUUUCCGCCGAAACUCCUGCUCUCAGAGCCAAGUUCGAAGGUUUACAAGCGACGUUCAUGGGCUACGCUACGAAUGUUGCCAUUGUGGAUUAUGUCCAGAACGUAAAUCUUAAGAAAAGGUUCAAAAUCAAAGAGAACACCGUCUUGUUCUUCAAACAGGGGAAAAUGUACAGAUUCAUGGGUUCAAAGUGGGACGCCAAAGCUCUUGUGGACUUCGUGGCGCAGUACUACAAGCAUGUUAAAGCCGAGAAAAUACCGCUGGAGAGCUCGUUGUUCGACUACGUGCUCGACACGAGCGUCCGACUCGUACGCGAGAACAUCGAACCGCUAGCCAAGCAGUUCCUGGCUGAUCUCAAGAAACACAAAACUGUGGUCUUGAUAGGUCUGUCCGGAUUACUUAUGGCCUUCUGCGCCCUGCUCGCGCUGAUCAGGGGUUCCCCGAAGAAGAAGGAGAAAUCUCAAUAAUUACCUAGAUCCGUUCAUUUAUCUGACCAAGUGAUUUGUACAUAAACGAAAACGUCGUUCUCCGGAUGGCGACGCUGGAGUGAUGCAAGUGAGAAUGCUCAGUUGGGAAAGUGCUUUUACCAGAGGUGUUCGGAGUCACCGAUACGACGAGCGAAUCUGUUCUAAAUGUACGAGGAAAGCUCCGUCUGAUUGAGGAAUGGUUGAGGACGCGGGAGAGAGGGCAUCGCAAUAAAGUGGAUUGUUGA